AUACAUAUAUGCGUAUAUGUGUGGUGACGGAUAUUCGCUCGUCUACCUAGCUGUAUUAUUUGGGCCGAUUAGCAAAUCGCCACCGCCAACUGGCCACCGCAAAGUGUUUUAUUAACUGCUGAUAACAGCCGCAAGCGCAUUCACGAUGAUCUCGCGCUCAAGCAAAGCAACCAUCAGCAACACCAUUGCCAGUCAUAAUUCUUAUCUGACCAACCACAGCUAUACUCAUUUAAAACAUACCACAAGCAAGUUGCAGACCAUUUUGGCGCCGUACCGCGUGUUGAAGGAGAUGUUACGAUGUGGUGAAGCCGUUCAGCCUCCCCAUACUUGUUUGUUUUAUUUUCGAUCUUAUAUACGUUUACUUGGACUUUGGCCGGCAAAACGCGCUGCGGAGAACCAACUGUACUAUUUCUAUAAUCUACUGAUUAUGGUGCUUUUUAGCUUUUUUAUGGCAACAAUCAUUUGCGAUCUAUAUGAGGCUAGCAGUGACUUUGUUUUGUUGGGAGAGGAUUUGGUGGUGGUUUUGGGUCUUUAUUUGAUAUUUUUCAAAAUGAUACUCUUCCGCAUGGGAAAUGUUGACACCGAUAUCAUAAUUAAUGAAUUCGAUGCCCUUCAUAUUAAACAUGCUAGGGAAUUAAGUGAGGGUCCUCGAAACCGACGCAUCGUUCAGUGGCAAAGAAGCUUCUUUUUCGGUGAAAUGUGUUUCUUCUCUGGUUUUUACAUUCUCAGCCUAUUGCUUUUUGCAGCUAUGAGCCUACAACCGCUACUCUCACAACAAACACUUCCCUUUCGAUGUAAAUUUCCUUUUGGAUUAAAUGAUCCGGAUGAACAUCCAAUUGCUUUUGUCUGCGUUUACUUUUUUCAAUGUUUUUGUACACUAUACAUGUUGGUGGCCAUUGUAGUGAUGGAUUCGCUAGGUGGCAACUCCUUUAACCAGACAACAUUGAAUUUACGCAUAUUGUGCGAAAAUAUUCGACAUUUGGGAAUCGUCGCUGCUGGUGCUAGCAGCUCAACUUCCGAAGCAGUUGCGUGGAGGGAGUUACGAGAGGCGGUUGAAUUCCAUCAAAAAAUUAUUGGUUUAAUGAACCGAAUCAAUCAGACGUUUUAUUGGAACUAUGUUUCGCAAAUGGGCGCCAGCACUUUCAUGAUAUGCCUCACGGCCUUUGAAGCCCUGUUGGCGCAGGAUAAGCCAAUGGUCGCCAUGAAAUUUCAGACAUACAUGUUCUCCGCCUUUAUGCAACUAUUAUAUUGGUGCUGGAUGGGUAAUAGGACUUAUUACGAUUCCAUGGAAGUAGCUACUGCGGCCUAUGAGAUACGUGCAUGGUAUGAGCAUUCACCUCUUCUGCAGCGACAAUUAAUGUUCAUUAUUAAACGUGCUCAGAAACCUUUGGAGUUCCGUGCAAAGCCACUUUUUGGUUUCACAUUCGCGUCAUUUACUAGCAUCUUGAGCACAUCAUAUUCUUACUUUGCUUUGCUGCGCACUAUGAGUGAUUAAAAUAUAUGUUCUAAGUGCAAUUUAUAUGAAAUAAACAGUAUAAUAUAUGAGGUUGUAACAAAUGA
Molecule: messenger RNA, 1560 nt
Organism: Bactrocera tryoni
Lineage: Eukaryota; Metazoa; Arthropoda; Insecta; Diptera; Tephritidae
Gene: Or47b
Product: odorant receptor 47b
Exons: 6
Coding region: 146-1495 (449 amino acids)
Biological process (GO): detection of chemical stimulus involved in sensory perception of smell; sensory perception of smell
Cellular component (GO): plasma membrane
Molecular function (GO): odorant binding; olfactory receptor activity
Source: RefSeq, a predicted model, not a curated record